Molecule: messenger RNA, 2562 nt
Organism: Thermochaetoides thermophila DSM 1495
Lineage: Eukaryota; Fungi; Ascomycota; Sordariomycetes; Sordariales; Chaetomiaceae
Exons: 3
Coding region: 1-2562 (853 amino acids)
Biological process (GO): intracellular signal transduction; protein phosphorylation; microtubule cytoskeleton organization
Cellular component (GO): cytoplasm
Molecular function (GO): ATP binding; tau-protein kinase activity; protein serine/threonine kinase activity
Source: RefSeq, a predicted model, not a curated record
AUGGCGAGCGCUCCUCCGGCCGGCGUCGAUAGGGCUGAGUUGCCCAUCCGCUCGCAAUCCGUCCGCACUCCUCGGCGACCUCCUACAUCCUCGCGACCCGAGCCCCUCCCGCGAUCCGAAUCAUCCACAAGAGCCGAAUCUUCACGUCCACACCGCCGCCCCAGUCAGAGAUCCACGAGCACGGCCGCGCCGUCACCUCGGCACCCCCAGGAGUCAGACAUGCCGCCGCCUGCUCCCCCUUCUUCGGCUACGCAUACAUACAAUCAAGCCGACGAUCCCGGUAUUCAGCGCACCAGCAAGCAUAGAUACCGUACCGUCAUUCCUGCUCCAUCUGGAAACUAUGCCUUCAUCAAAACCAUUGGCCAGGGAAGCAUGGGCAAGGUCAAGCUUGCCAAGAAGGAGGGUACUGGCGAACUGGUUGCUUGCAAGAUCAUCGAGAGAGUCUCCCCUGACGAUGGACGUACAAGCAAGGAGGAGCGGGAGAAGGCCGAUGCUGCCAGGGAGGACCGCAAUGCGCGCGAGGCGGCCAUUGUGAGCUUGCUGCAUCACCAGUACAUUUGUGCGUUGCGCGAUAACCUGCGCACAAGAUGGCACUGGUAUAUGCUCUUUGAAUAUGUCAACGGCGGGCAAAUGCUGGACUACAUCAUCUCGCACGGGAAGCUUAAGGAGAAACAGGCCCGCAAGUUUGCCCGGCAGAUUGCCAGCGCCGUUGACUACUGCCACCGCAACAGCAUUGUUCACCGUGACCUCAAGAUCGAAAACAUCCUCAUCAGCAAGACCGGGGAUAUCAAGAUCAUCGACUUUGGCCUGAGCAAUCUGUUCUCGCCGGACGAGAACAGGAAGCUGAAGACGUAUUGUGGUAGUCUCUAUUUUGCUGCUCCUGAGCUGCUCCAGGCAAGGCCGUACACAGGGCCUGAAGUUGAUAUUUGGAGCUUUGGCGUCGUCUUGUUCGUCUUGGUCUGCGGUAAAGUUCCGUUUGAUGAUCAGUACAUGCCGGCGCUUCACCAGAAGAUCAAGAAGGGCCAUGUCGACUAUCCCAAUUGGCUGUCGAGCGAGUGCAAGCAUCUGAUCUCCCGAAUGCUGGUGACGGACCCGAAGCAACGCGCGACCAUGCAUGAGGUCAUGAAUCAUCCGUGGAUGGUUAAAGGCUACAACGGCCCACCCGAGAACUACAUGCCUUACCGCGAGCCUCUGAAGCUCCCUCUUGACGAUGAAGUCAUCAGACACAUGACUGGCUUUAAGUUUGGCCCUCCAGAGCAAAUUCGCGAGCAGUUGACCAACUUAAUCCUGUCGCCGAAGUAUCAGGCAGCCGCUCGUCGCUGGGAGAAGGAGAGAGAGCAGGCACAGUCCGUGACUAAGGAUGCAGAGAAGCGCCGUGGCUUCGGCUUCGAUUUUUACAAGAGGAGAAAUUCCAUCACCAGCAAGGAGACUCUGACAACCACAAGCUCAGAGGGUCUUGCUCUUGGAGAGGAUAUCCUCAACGCCUAUGACCCCUUGAUCUCCAUUUAUUACCUCGUGAAGGAGAAACUGGAACGCGAACGGCAGGCCCAGGCCCAGCAGCUAUCGGCGCCUCCUGCUGUGCAGCAGGUUCCAGCAUCUCCGCACCAAAGCCAUGCUCAUGUCCCUCCAUCUCCUGUCGUGCGGCCCAAGGAGAAGCACUCCAUGGCCGAGAUUGCUCCUCCGCAGCCAGCACACACUGAAGGCAGUGAUGGCAGGACGCGGCACCGGGCAAGGUCUCAUAGUGAGGACCAAGUCCGGGAGGCAGUCAACAACAGCCUUCUCACACCGGAAAUGAUCCCGCAGACUAAGAAGACGAGUGGUGGCGGUGGCAAUGGUCCCGUGUCACUCCUUCGCAGGCUCAGCACUCGCGAUAGGAGGCGAGAACCCGGCAACCCGGAGGGCCGGUCGGGCACCCUCAUUCAAAAGUCUGUUUCGAUGCGUGCCAAGUCCCUUGGUCAUGCGCGUAGGGAAAGUAUCCAGGCGCGUCGGGCUCGCAGGGAGGCCGAGGCACGCGAGCAACAGGCGCAAAAUCCCCAGUCACCCAUGCAUCAGCCGCCCUCUGUCCGCGAGGAGACGGAUGCCGAGCUGGUCAAUGCUGGUGUUGACGCCGGCGAGACGAGCGGUGGCUCGCACGACCGGCUGGGCAGCUCUUCGGAAGACCCGGACUUGGUCAGGCCGGUCUAUCUCAAGGGCAUCUUCAGCGUGUCGACCACGUCGACCAAGCCGCUGCCGCAGAUCCGCGCUGACAUCAAGCGCGUGCUUAGGAUGCUUGCCGUCGAGUUCACCGAGAUUAGGGGCGGCUUCAGCUGCACUUACCGGCCAAGCGUCAUCGUGCCCGGCGACCGGGACGUUGGCGAGCGGCGGAACUCAUUCCAGUUCUCGUCGCAGCAUGACGCGUCGAGGGAUCGGGAACGGGUCGCUGACGGUGAGAUCAAGUUUGAAAUCGUCAUUGUCAAGGUGCCCAUUGUCAGCUUGCAUGGCGUGCAGUUUAAGCGGGUUGGCGGUGAUACGUGGCAGUACAAGACGAUGGCAGGGCAGAUCGUGAAGGAACUGAGGCUGUGA